Molecule: messenger RNA, 723 nt
Organism: Actinia tenebrosa (Australian red waratah sea anemone)
Lineage: Eukaryota; Metazoa; Cnidaria; Anthozoa; Actiniaria; Actiniidae
Product: histone H2B.2 pseudogene
Source: RefSeq, a predicted model, not a curated record
AAGAUCAUUUCGAUCCGCAUACUAAGUAAUCCAUGCUCAUAAUGAUAUAAAUACGAUAUACACCGAAGUUAACAUCAUAUUCAUAACUGAAUUCGACAAAUUCGAGAAAUAUGCCUCCAAAACCUGUUGUUGGAAAGAAAGGUGAAAAGAAAGCCGGCAAGAAGGCCGCUCUUGGUGACAAGAAGAAGAGAAGAUCUAAGAGAAAGGAAUCCUAUGCCAUCUACAUCUACAAAGUCAUGAAGCAGGUCCAUCCUGACACUGGUAUCUCCAGCAAGGCCAUGAGCAUCAUGAACUCCUUUGUCAACGAUGUCUUCGAACGCAUCGCUGGUGAAGCUUCCCGCCUCGCUCACUACAACAAGAAAUCCACCAUCACAUCUCGGGAAAUCCAGACGGCUGUUCGUCUUCUUCUCCCUGGUGAGCUGGCCAAGCACGCAGUCAGUGAAGGCACCAAGGCUGUCACCAAGUACACCAGCAGCAAGUAAACAGUUCCAAACUGUUUACAACACAAAACAACGGCUCUUUUAGGAGCCACCACAUAAUAACAAAGAUCAUGGUCUUAUGCAAUGUCUUUCGCUUUCUUUAAAUGCUUUGAAAAAGGCGCCAUUUUGCCAAACACUAUUAGGAUACGCGAGUUUCCUUACUAUAAUCAGAAGAGUGUCUCAUUUCUUAUAGUUUUAAUAAAUUCCACUGCGGCAGUUUAGAUUAAACUUUUUAUGUGAGUAA